UUUCGGUUUGGGUGACCACAACAACAUUCGGCCCCUCAGCCCUGCUUGCUUGCACCUGGACCGCUUCGUCCAUCCAGCGACAUCCCGCCAUCGCCAUCUCGCACCUCCUCCCCUUCUCCCUCUUUCUCCAAAUCCCUCUCAUCCUCAUCCUCAAUCAAAAUGCAGGCGGACCAACAGUCCCUUGCCGCUCUCUCAAAGUAUCUCGCCGACACCGUUUCUCCAGAUGCUACUGCCCGCCGCUCCGCUGAGGAUUCGCUGCGCAAGGCCGAGGGCCAGCCCGGCUUCCUCCAAGUGGUCCUAGAGCUGGUCCGCUCCGACAGUGCCGACAUGGUCGUCCGUCAGGCGGCCGGUGUCUACUUCAAGAACACAGUCAAGCGGCUCUGGGAGGGUGACGAGGAUGUACAGAUCGCACCAGUUGACAAGGCGGCGGUUAAGAAGCAGCUGGUACCUUUGAUGAUUGCGCUCGGGACACCGCAGACUGCUCGUCUCCAAAGCCAGAUUGGGGAAGGUCUUUCGACCAUCGCCUCCAUUGACUUCCCCGAGCAGUGGGAGGGUCUUGUUGACGAGCUCGUCAGCAGCCUGACCCCGGACAACUUCGUUAUCAACAACGGCGUGCUGGCGACUGCUCACUCGAUCUUCAAGAGGUGGCGCUCGCAGUUCCGCUCGGACAGGCUGUUCUCUGAGAUCAACCAUGUGCUCGGCCGUUUCAUGCAGCCGCACUUCCAGCUCUUCCAGCACGUCGACUCUCUCCUCUCCUCUGACCAGCCCCUUCCUCCCAAUUCCUCUACCCAGCUCCUCGCUCAGGCGCUCCUCUCCCUCAUCCAGCUCUUCCACGACCUGUCAUCGCAGGACCUCCCACCAUUUAUCGAAGACCACAUGUCCCAGUACAUGGGCUGGUUGUUGAAAUACCUCAGCUGGGAGCGUCCAGAGCUGAAGGGUGACGACGACGAUGAUGCUCCUGGACCGUUGCAGAAGAUCCGCGCCUCUAUCUGUGGUGUCGCUGAGCUGUUCGCGCAGAAGUAUGGCGAGGACUUCCCGCAGUUGGGCGAGUUUGUCAAUGGCACUUGGCAGAUGCUCACCAACGUGGGGUUGGGAACUCGUGACGAUGUUCUCGUCUCGCGUGCGCUCAAGUUUCUCUCGGUGGUGGUCAAGAUGGGCAGUCACCGCGCCAUGUUCGCAUCCCCAGACACGCUCAAGCUGUUCUGCGAGAAGAUCAUCCUGCCUAACAUGUCCAUUCGCGAGCAUGAGGAAGAAAUGUUCGAGGACGACCCGAUUGAGUACAUUCGCCGUGACCUGGAGCCCUCCGCGGAAAGUGACACUCGUCGUGCCGCCGCGACUGAGUUCACCCAAUCACUCAUGACCCACUUUGAGUCUGAAGUCACGAACAUUAUCCAGACAUACAUCAACACCUUCCUUGCCCAAUAUCAGCAGAACCCGCAGGCGAACUGGAAGAGCAAGGACACCGCCAUCUACUUGUUGACGUCGAUCGCGUCGCGUGGCUCUACGGCACAGCGUGGUGUUACCUCGGUUAAUGUUCUUGUCGACAUUGUCGACUUCUUCGGCAAGAACGUCUUCGCCGACCUUCAGGCUCCUCCGGGCUCCGUCCACCCCAUCCUCACCGUUGACGCCAUCAAGUACCUCUACACAUUCCGCAACCAACUCACCAAGGAGCAGCUCACGUCGGUGCUUCCUCUCCUCGUGCAGCACCUUGCUUCAGACAACUACGUCAUCUACUCGUACGCAGCUAUCGCGAUCGAGCGUAUUCUCUUCCUCAAGGAUGACAACCGUCAGCCUCUCUUCUCGCCGGUGGACAUCCGUCCAUUUGCGGAGAGCGCACUGAUGGCGCUCUUUACGCAGAUUGAGAAGGGAGCCACUCCAGAGAAGAUAGCCGAGAACGACUACUUGAUGAAGUGCGCCAUGCGCAUCAUCAUCAUUGCCCGCGGCGAACUCGCACCGCAGUACGAGGGUGUUCUCAACCGUCUGGUGAGCAUCCUUGGUCAGAUCAGCAAGAAUCCGAGCAACCCUCGUUUCAGCCAGUACGCCUUCGAAAGUGUUUCGGCUCUCAUCCGCUUCGUUUGCGAAGCUCAACCCGCCACGCUGCCCAAGUUCGAGGCUGCAAUCUUCGGGCCAGCUGAGGUGAUUCUCAGCCAGGACAUCGUUGAGUUCAUCCCUUUCAUCUUCCAGAUCCUCGCCCAGCUUCUCGAGCUGCAUGCUCCUAACGACCUCUCGGGCGAGUACCAGCAGCUCCUCACUCCGCUUCUCUCGGCUCAGCUGUGGGAGCAGCGCGGAAACAUUCCCGCUCUCACGCGUCUGUGGAAGGCCCUCCUCAUGCGCGGUGCCAAGGUCAUUGUCGACAACAAUCAGCUUCAAGGUCUCCUCGGCAUCGUUCAGCGUCUUAUCAACUCCAAGAUUAACGACGUGUUUGCCUUUGAACUCCUCCAGGCGAUGUACGAAUUCAUCCCUUUGUCCAACAUGCAGCAGUAUUCGCAAUCGAUCUUCAUGCUCAUCCUUACCCGGUUGCAGACGAACUCGACACCACAGUUCUCUCAGGCUGUCGUCUACUUCCUCUGCUACCUGGCAGUGGUCGACAAUGUUGGUCCCGACGCCGUUGUUGCCAUCAUCGACGGCAUCCAGCCAGGCCUUUUCGGACAGCUCCUCAAGGGUGUCGUGCUCCCCAACACUCAAAAGGCGCCCCAGCGCAGCCGACGCCUCAUCGAGGUCGGUCUGAUCAAAUAUCUCACCAAGUCGGAUGCGCUUUUGCAGCAACCUGGCGUACAAUACUGGCCGCCUACUUUCCUCGCCCUGGUUGACCUCUUCACCCUCCCCCAGGACCUGACAUACUCCACCGGUACCGCCGAUGAUCUCACCGCGCUGGAUCCGGAGGACGCCGGCUUCCAGUCGAGCUUUACGAAGCUUGGAGCGUCCGAGCGCACUGCCCAUGACCCUAUCAAGAACAUCCCCGACACGAAAAAGUACGCGAGCAGCGAGCUUGCGCGGCGCAGCAAGGAGCACCCAGGUGUCCUGCCACCUCUCGUCCAGCAGGCGCAGUCUGCCGAGGGCAGCAAGGUGCCUGAGUUUGUUCAGUCUAUGAGCGCGAACGGUGACACGAUUGUUUAG
Messenger RNA from Cutaneotrichosporon oleaginosum, 3117 nucleotides. RefSeq lists its product as uncharacterized. Gene Ontology annotation, biological process: protein import into nucleus; protein export from nucleus. Gene Ontology annotation, cellular component: cytosol; nuclear envelope. Lineage: Eukaryota; Fungi; Basidiomycota; Tremellomycetes; Trichosporonales; Trichosporonaceae. Gene Ontology annotation, molecular function: nuclear export signal receptor activity; small GTPase binding. The record is from RefSeq and is a predicted model, not a curated record.